GAAGUGCACAGAGAUGGAGCGGCUCUCGUCUUAGCGUCGUUUUUUACCACUUUUCUCAAAACUGGCAGAAUGACUUGUAAUUUAGUUUUGUUUCUUAGUUUGCUGCUGGGUUUUAGUGUUUGUUUUCCGUUCAGGAGCGGGGAAGAGAAACGGCAGAAGUGGCCUGUCCCGUACAAGAGGUUUGACUAUCGGCCGGAUGUGGACUCCUACUGCCAGGCCUUGUACCCCUUCUGUCCUACAGGGGAUCGAGAUGGAAGGAUACCCUACAUGACAGAAAGUGAUGUCAUCUCAGUUUAUCGACUACAGACUCCUGUUUGGGAGUUCAAAUAUGGAGAUGUUCUUGGAAAAGUGCACAUUAUGCAUGAUGCCAUUGGCUUCAGGAGCUCCGAGAAGGGGAUUAAUUUCACCAUGGAGUGGUAUGAACUGUUUCAGCUGGGCAACUGUACCUUUCCUCACCUCAGACCUGAAGUCAGUGCCCCAUUCUGGUGCAAUCAGGGAGCUGCCUGCUUUUUUGAAGGCAUAGACGACUUACACUGGUCUCAAAAUGGCACUUUGGAGAAAAUAGGUGAACUCUCAGGCAAACGGUUCAAUGAGCUGGCCCAGUGGGUGCAGGAGGACAACACGACUGGCAUUUACUAUGAGACGUGGACUGUGCGCUCUGACCCAAGCUCCAACGCCACUGUUUGGUUUGAAUCUUAUGACUGCUCCCAGUUUGUUCACCGCACAUACAAGAAACUCUCUGAACUGGGAACUAAACUGUCCAGUCAAACACAAACCAACUACACAAAGCUCUACUUGUACAGCGGAGAGCCGAAAUACCUGGGAAACGACAGCGCCAUCUUUGGCCAGCCUGCACUGAAGAAUCUAGCAACAGACAUUAAGAAGUUUUACUACAUGUUCAGGCCUCAUCAGUCCUUUGUUGAAAUAGCUUUAAGUCUGUUGGAAGCUUAUGACAAAGUUGUGCUGGACAAACGUUUUUAUCUUUAUUACAACUUUGAAUACUGGUAUUUGCCAAUGAAAUAUCCAUAUAUACAGAUUACAUAUGAGGAAGUACCGCUACCGUGAGAUCUGACGU
This is a messenger RNA of Periophthalmus magnuspinnatus, 1075 nucleotides long. It is a transcript of the gene cln5, whose product is annotated as CLN5 intracellular trafficking protein. NCBI's taxonomy places the organism in Eukaryota, Metazoa, Chordata, Actinopteri, Gobiiformes, Gobiidae. Bases 70 to 1065 code for a protein of 331 amino acids. Gene Ontology annotation, molecular function: hydrolase activity, acting on glycosyl bonds. Gene Ontology annotation, biological process: lysosome organization. The transcript is spliced from 4 exons. The record is from RefSeq and is a predicted model, not a curated record. Gene Ontology annotation, cellular component: lysosome; lysosomal membrane.